This is a messenger RNA of Diospyros lotus (date-plum), 1251 nucleotides long. RefSeq lists its product as uncharacterized. The transcript has 5 exons. Bases 119 to 1054 code for a protein of 311 amino acids. Gene Ontology annotation, molecular function: microtubule binding. The record is from RefSeq and is a predicted model, not a curated record. Gene Ontology annotation, biological process: microtubule cytoskeleton organization. Gene Ontology annotation, cellular component: cytoplasmic microtubule. NCBI's taxonomy places the organism in Eukaryota, Viridiplantae, Streptophyta, Magnoliopsida, Ericales, Ebenaceae.
UUUCUCUCAAAAUUUAAAUUUCACCACCUAGCGCCUUCGUCCACAAAUCUCUAGUUCCUUCUUCCAUUCAUCUCACUCUUUCUUUCUCUCUCUCUCUCUCUCUCUCUGCGCGAGGAAAAUGGCACUGAAACCUCUGAACAAGUCCCUACCUGCUGCAGUGACUCCAGAAAUAAGGCCCAAAAAGCAAACAAAAGUUGCAGUUUCGAUCCAUAGGCAGCGGCAACCUGAAGAUGUUGGCGUAAAUGAUGAAAACAAAGCGCCUCCAUUAGUGCCGCCACCAGCAGAUGCUGCUGCUUCCGCAUGCAUUGAUUACUACAUCUCCUCUGAAAACCUCAAGGCCUUGCCCGACCCCGAAAUCAAAAUCCAAAGCCUGGCCGAAGGCUUGGAGUCCAGGGACUGGUUGAGGGUCUGUGAUUCGCUGAACAACGCGAGGCGGUUGGUGCUGUAUCAUUCUUCCCUCUUGUUCCCCAUUCUGGAAAAGGUGAUGCUGGUGCUGGUGAAGGGCAUGAAGAAUCCGAGAAGUGCUCUGUGCAAGACUUCUAUAAUGACUGCAUCUGAUAUCUUCAAUACCUUUGCGGAUAAGUUACUGCUGGAAUCCACCACUUCUGAUGCAUUUGAUCACUUGUUACUGCAGCUACUGCUCAAGGCUUCUCAAGAUAAAAAGUUCGUGUGUGAAGAAGCAGAUAGGGCUCUAAAUGCAAUGGUGGGGUCAAUGAGUCCCCUUGCUUUGUUCCACAGGCUCAGGGCUUAUGUUGGCCAUGCCAAUCCUAGGGUCAGGGCCAAGGCUGCAAUCUCCAUGGCUCACUGUGCAUCCAAUAUGGGGUUAGAGCCUAUGAAGGAAUUCGGGUUGCCUUCGAUGAUUCAACUUGCCUCAGAUCUGCUGAACGACAGGCUGCCAGAGGCCAGAGAAGCAGCUCGGAGCAUGGUGACAUCAAUGUAUGUGGCAUUGACAGAGAAUGAAGAACAGAAGCAGGAGACAUGGCAAGCCUUUUGCCAGUCCAAUUUGCCUGCUAUUCAUGCACAGUCCAUGGUUAAACUACUUUCUUCCCAGUAAUGUUUGUGGCAGUUCAAGAACAGUGUACUGGUAGUAGCACUAGUACUGAUAGAACAAGUUUCUACAUGGAUGUAGCUGAGAGAUGCGUGUUGAGUGAACUAGUAUUAUGUCUUUUCAAUAACCCCCUCUCUGUCUCUCUUGCAGAAUUGGUCUAUCAAGCUUCUUUAUGGAGCAUAAUUGACACUAACAAAUGCAGC